This is a messenger RNA of Owenia fusiformis, 3559 nucleotides long. NCBI's taxonomy places the organism in Eukaryota, Metazoa, Annelida, Polychaeta, Sabellida, Oweniidae. The record is from the annotation of a GenBank genome assembly.
ACUACAUGUACAUACAGUGUACACCAAAGCUUAUAUGUUUAACAUUUGCAUAAAACACUACUCAACAAAAGUGGAAAUGUGCAAGCUCAAUUAAAAUGGAAAUCAUAUCACAAGAACAAGAGUUAUCUACAGGUAAUUAUCUGACUACUGCGAGGGACUAGAAAGGUAUAUAACACUGAGAUGCGGUAACAGAUAAAUUAGAUUACAAAGCAGCCAGAGCAGAGAGGAUAUUAUAGCUUUUAUUCAAUAUAACUGCUAUUGGAUCAAAAAGUUUCAAUACAAAAAUCUAUAUUCAAUAAAAAGGAAAAUCUUAGUUUGCUGCAGGGAAUUAACUAAGAAUAUUGUCUGAUGCAUAAUGAUUGAUCUUGAAUAAAAUUAAAGUUAACAAUUAAAAUUAAUUAAAAUUACAUAAUGAACAGAUGCGGUUUAGUAAAUACUGAAAUAGAAUAAAAGCCAAGUAAAUCUAGAAAGAAUAUUUUUAUAUAACGAACAGAUGUGGUCUAGUUCUAGUUUUAGUGCAUGAAUACAAUGAAAAAAUAGAAAUUCUGAACAAACACAGUAAGGAAAGUAUCAAAAGAUAAUAAGAACUUCAUGAAUAGUAAUUGACCAUAACUUUAAUUAUUCAAAAAUGAACUCAACACUGUCUCUGCUGGUUGUAACCAUAGCAACAACAAUGAACAUAACAACUGAUGAUGUAAUGGUGAAUAAAACAACAACUAAGAUGGUCAGUGAAGCGUCAAGUAUUAGCAAUGCCAGUGGAGCAAACAAAUUUAUGGACAAAACAACAGAGAUGUCAGCCAAUGUUACCCUAACAACGGGUUAUUUAAAUAACACUGAUUCCCCAGAGAAAUACGAUCAUGAAGAGAGUAUCACGAUCACGUCAUACUACAUUGGGGUGAUAGUUUCUCCAAUAAUUAUCAUCACAGGCGUGACAGGAAAUAUUCUGGCCAUUUGUGUCCUGACUAGACCCGAGCUUAUCAAAACUCCAUCAAACUAUUUCCUGAUUGCUCUAGCAUUUGCUGACAUGGGUCGCAUUCUGAUAGCUGCCGAUUUGCCGUACUUCUUGAAGGAGGCAAUCAAGUUUGACUAUGGACUCCAAGGAACUUGGGCGUGUAGAUUAAGAACAUUUUUCUACUACUACUGGUGUCAGUUGUGUGGUUGGUUCCUAGCCAUGUUAACGAUAUGGAGGUUCCGUUGCGUCUAUUUCCCACUCUCCGCUCGGGCAAACAAAAACAAAAUGUUGUGUGUUGCAUUGAUAUUCACGACGAUAAUUGCAAUUGGACUCAUUGACAUGCCAUUUUUCUGGGCAGUUGAGCAGACAUAUAAGGAUGGACAACCACAAUGUAAGGCAGUAAAUGAUCAGUAUGAAACAUACAAGCACAACAUUAACCCCUGGAUUGAUCUUGUCAUCGCUUGCCUCCUUCCCGCUGUCAUCAUAUUCUCGGGGAACAUGGCUAUCAUUGGCAAACUUUUGAAAUUCAGAAGCAAGCGUAUGAACAUGAAGCAAGGACAAGAAAGGGAUGACGAUGACUCCAAGGCUCUUCUGAUUAUUCUUAUUUUAUUAAGUGUUGCAUAUUUCCUGUUAACGUUUCCCCUGCAGGUGUACCUGAUCGCAGAACCACUCGUCCGUGAUACUCUUUUCGCUGGACCCAAAGGACAUGAGCUCAGUAUGAACCUCUGGUACGCUUCAGAGGAGCUCUACAGCCUCAACUCUGUUAUCAACUUCUACUUUUACGUCGUGGGCGGUGGUAAGUUUCGUGAACAGCUGAAGAUUAUGAUAUGUUGCGGAAAAUACAAGGGGAAAUCAGGAGGAGAAAUGAAAAUUCUGACAUCAGAUACUACAAAUGCGGGAGCAUCGAAUGAUAAUUUGGCAAAUGGAUCCAACAUUUGGACAGUGAACAGAAGCCCAUCCAACACUGUUUGAGAUGUUGACAAGUAUGAUCCCACAAACAGAUUAAUUCAUAACAUUUUGACUUUAAUAGGUAUUGCAGAACAUUAUUUCUCUAAAAACUUUAACAUUUUUAACUCUAAAGACUGACGAGAUCUGAUCCACAUCUCUGUUUAUAACAGACAGAGAUGAAUUUUGAAUCUUAUCAUCCCAAUACGAGAAGUUAGUAUAUAUUUGUGGAAUAAAAUACAUGUAUGAAUGAUGUAAGAGACAUUAUACCACUCUAAGUCCGAUUACAGUUGUAUAGCAUGGGUCUAUAACAACGAUAUACAGUGGAGAGUGGUAUAUCGUCAUCGUAUACAACUCCUCCGUAUACACUCCAGCGUAUACCACUGUAGAAGUUCAUUCUGGGAACAAAUGAAUAUUGACCGAAGAACGAGGUGUAUGUUUUGUUACACAUGAUUUCAUAGAAUCAAGUGACGUCAUAAAUGGUUCCCACAUGAUUUGCUAUACUCUCGUGAGAAUAUAAUAUAUUCACUCGUUUGCUACGCUCACUUGUGAAUAUAUCAUAUACUCACUCGAGUAUAAACACGAUAUACAGAAAGAACCAUUAUAUAACCUCAUAUUAUUUAUUCUAAACAUUAUAUAAAACAUUAAAUAAUUAAUGUUAUUUAUUGUAAGGGUUUAGUCAAACUAGUAAUUGUGUUGAAUAAUAUAUAUGGUACUGAAAAUAAUCAUGGAACUGACACUAUUAUGCAUAUACAUAAUGCAUUGAAUGUUUUAUCCAAUGUAAGCAAAUGUAAGUAAAAUGAUUAGUACUAUGCAUAUUGUGCACUGUAAACCAUGUGUAUAGACAUCCUAAGGAGCCACACUAAUGCCCGAGUCACAUUUGCUCCAAUUCAUCUUCCCACUCCUGGCUAAUUGAGUAUUGUGUUCAAAUUUAUAUUCAGUUUUGAUCCAAAUAAUCAAUCGGCCAGACACCGGCUGAUGAAACAGAGCAAAUGUGACUCAGGCAUGUUAAAGAGAUGUUAAAGUUUACUGUGCUUGUAAACUGCUUUCAGUGUAUUAAAUGUGUAAUUGUAAAAAUGUAAUUAAAUGUUGUGAAUGUUAUAAUACACUUUGAACUGUAUAUGGCUGUUCUUAGUUUUCAUUUCAAGGUAACAUCAGUCAUCUAACACACUUCAGAAACUGCACGACAAAAGCAGUUUUAUAACACUAUCUUGGCAAUAACUAGAAAAUGGCAACUCCACAGAGUAGCAACCACCAUGGACGAUAUAUAGUUUUUCACACACUGAAGUAUAUUUAGCUUAUAAUUUUUCAAGACAAGAUAUUAAAUUUCUUUUACUGUGCUGUCUAGCAUUUCAAUAGGAAACAAAUACAUUUGUACAUUGUAGAUAUGUCAAAAUUUCUGAAAACUCUAAAAAGACCAGCUAUGGUCUGGCAAUAUCUUUGACCAAGAUGAAUACCAACAUUUUUCAUUAAAAUAAUAUUUCUUGGAAAUAAAGUUAUCAAUAUAAUAAAAAGAUAUCAAUUGAACUCUAAGAAUUUUGGAAAUUUCAUUGCUUAGUCACCCCAUCUCAACACACUUUUAUAGGAAAAUGCACAGCAUUUAGCAAAUUGAUCACUUAUUGCUGGUAUUGCUCACCAUUUAAUAUAGAAAGUAGUCUAAAG